AUGAAUUAUUACGAUGCAUCAAAUAUCUCAUCCAUUCUUCCUCUACCACUAUAUGUUUUACCAAUUAAUAUAGCUGGACAUUUUUCACAAGACCAACUUCAACACAAUUUAUUUUUAGCACCAUGUACAUUCAAAGAUCUUAUAGAAUUUUAUUUAUAUGAAAAUCGACAUUAUUUGUAUCAUAAUAUUCAAGUCAUUUUUCUGAAUCAAAAUGGUAUGAAAUUACCAAAUGAAUCAUAUAUUCCAUCUCAUAUGUUAACAUCUGAUUCACCUGCUAUUACGCUUAAUAUUCUACCAGAUAAGACAACAACAGAAAAUCAAAGAAAUAUUAAUAAUCCCGAUGAAAAUCUUGUUUCAACAUAUUUUCUUAAACAAAUUGGAUGUCGAAUGUUAAAUAUUCAAUCGAUUAUUAAAUAUUGGCAAAUGAAUUCUAAUAAUAGAACAGAAUUAAAUCAAGUAAAUAUUCAAACAUUAAUCAAAAGUUUAAUGAAAGAACGAAAAUAUAUGACUGAUGAAGAUUUUAAAGCUUUAAAACAAAGUCGAUUUUUACAAGAUGCAGGUAUCAAAGUGUUACCUUCGAUAUUCAAUGCUGUGAUUCUUUGUGCUGUUCUAUCAGUUGGCAAUUCUUCUGUUUAUGGAGCGUCUCGUACACUUUGUGCACUUGCUGAAAACAAUCAAGCACCGAAGCUAUUUACUUAUAUCGAUCGUAAAGGACGUUCACUUUCCGCUCUUGCUCUGUCGAUAAUUAUUGAAUUUAUUGCGUAUGUCAACUGUGCAAAAGUUGGCACUAAAGUAUUUGAUUGGUUACUAGCUCCCUCUGGUUUAUCGGCCUUUUUCACUUGGGGUUCUAUAUGCGCUUGUCACAUUAUGUUUCGAUUAGCAUGGAAAGCACAAGGCCACACUUUGGAUGAACUUGCUUUUGUAUCACCUUUUCGUAUAGUGGGAAGCUGUUUUGGUCUUUUACUCAACAUUUUAUGUCUUAUUGCUCAAUUCUGUAUAGCUGUGUCUCCUAUUCGUGGUUCUGCAAGUGCGAAAUCAUUCUUCGAAGCUUAUCUUGCUGCUCUACUUGUAAUUGUUUCCUAUAUCGUAUGGAAAAUAUGGAAGAGAACAUCAAUUGUACGACCUAGUACAAUCGAUCUCGAAACUGAAAGACGUAUACUCAAUGUACAACAGUUGAUCGAUGAAGAAAGAGCAGAACGUAGAGCCUGGCCAAUAUGGAAAAAAGUGUUUUACGAAUGUUGUUGA
Molecule: messenger RNA, 1245 nt
Organism: Adineta steineri
Lineage: Eukaryota; Metazoa; Rotifera; Eurotatoria; Adinetida; Adinetidae
Source: the annotation of a GenBank genome assembly